CCUCCCGACAAGGGACGGCGCAGAUCCCCCGUGUCGCUCCUCGUCCCCCGUGGCCCAGGGAGCCACUUGCAGUUGUACCCUCGCACGCACCAACCGCGGGCGGGCGCGGCCCCGUCGCGCUCGAUCUCUCCUCCUCUUCUCCUCGUCCUGCAGUCCAAGCACCCCACCACCCAUCCACACAAAGCCGCCACGAUCUCUCCUGAAUCCUCUUUCCCCGGCCCGUUUAUAGCGGCGACCUGACAGGUUGCCGCACCUCCUGAAUCCUCUCGCGCUCUCAGCUGUCCGUUCCUCCGCGCGCCUCUCGCGAGGACCCGGACCCGGACUGCUAGCUCCACCGUACCGGCCGCCCAUAAUGGGGAACAAGCCGCCGCCGGAGCUCUACUACGAGAUCCUGCACGUCGCCAGGGACGCCUCCCCGCAGGGGGUCCGGGCGGCCUACAGGGCCCUGGCCCGCCAGUGGCACCCCGACAAGCACCCGCCGGCCUCCAGGCCCGAGGCCGAGGCGCGCUUCAAGGCCAUCACCCAGGCCUACGAGGCGCUGCUGGACCAGCAGGAGAGCAGCAGGGCGGUAACAAGGCCGCCCGCCGGGAAGGACCGCGGCGGCGAGAACGUCGUCGUCGCCACGUCGGUGGCGAGAGCGGCUGCGGCGCGGAGCGAGAAGCCCGGCCCCGGCGCCGUCGCGCCCCGCACGCCGGCGCGGGAGGCGGAGCCGGCCAGGACGAGGAAGUCAGUGUACAGCGCCUGCGGCAGCGUCGGCGGCGGCCGGCGCGCGUUCACCGAGUUCUCCAGCUACGUCGUGCGCAAGGUGCCGCCGCUGGAGCGCAGGGUGGAGUGCACCCUCGAGGAGCUCUGCGCCGGGUGCGUCAAGGAGGUCAGGUACACCCGCGACGUCGUCACCAAGAAGGGGCUGAUCACCAAGAAGGAGGUGACGCAGACCAUCCGGGUGCAGCCCGGGAUGAGGAAAGGCGCGACGGUGACGGUGGAGGGCGCCGGCGACGAGCGGCCGGGGUGCCUGACGGGCGACGCCGUGUUCGUCGUGUCGGAGAGCAAGCACAGGCGGUUCAAGCGGCUCGGCGACGACCUGGUGCUCCGGGCGCGGGUGCCGCUGGUGAGCGCGCUCACCGGGUGGCAGCUCUCGUUCCGGCUGCUCGGCGGCGACAGGUUCCGGUGCGCGUUCCGGGACGAGGUCAUCUGCCCCGGCUACGUCAAGGUCGUCAAGGGCGGCGGGAUGCCCGUCGCCGGCGGGGAGAAGGGCGCGCGCGGGGACCUGAUGGUCAAGUUCGAGGUCGUGUUCCCUGAGAACCUCACCGAUGAGCAGCGGAAGGGGCUCGCCGAGAUCCUGAGAGGCUGCGCCUGAAGCUUGCCGGGCACCUGACGAUGGUGUGUACUGUUCUGUACGUGGCGACUUCUUGUCGUUGUAAAAUUUUGUUACACUUGUGUUGAUACUACUAUACUCGGAAAGGACUCUAGAGCACGUAAAGAUCGAUGUCCUUGUACAUAUGUUAGAGGUUUUGUUGUUGUUUGUCCUAAUACUACAUGGUUUCAACUUGCAAGAGCUAGAGACGAUGAUCUUUGUUUUGGGUUUU
Messenger RNA from Panicum virgatum (switchgrass), 1586 nucleotides. Its product is annotated as dnaJ protein homolog 1-like. The record is from RefSeq and is a predicted model, not a curated record. NCBI's taxonomy places the organism in Eukaryota, Viridiplantae, Streptophyta, Magnoliopsida, Poales, Poaceae. The transcript has 3 exons. Gene Ontology annotation, molecular function: protein-folding chaperone binding. Gene Ontology annotation, cellular component: cytosol. Bases 353 to 1357 code for a protein of 334 amino acids.